ACAUACGUUUUCUUCUUCUCUUUCUCUUUGUUUGGUAUAUGAAACAAACAAACUGUAAUAGUUUUCCCAUUCAUGAUCCAAUCCUCAUCCUGUCUUGAAAAUUCUAUUUUUUUUUCUCUCUCUUCUUCUUUGGUUCCGUAUUUCCAAGAUUUAUCAAAAACACCCAAAAAUCUUUGAUUUGUUGGCUUUGGUGUUUGUUUUGUUGGAGAGAUCAGGGUUCUGAAUUCUGGUCCAUUUGGUGAUCUGGGUUUUGUUCAAUCUCAUAUUUUGUGUUUUUGCUUUUCUUUCUGGAUCCUGGGUUGCUUUGAAUUUUUUCUUUCCAGGUUUGUAUCACUCAGCGUGUGAAUUUUGUUGAACUAAUUGCUCCCAAGUUUGAAUCUUUGCUUCAACUUGAAAAGUGGGCGUGUUUUGUUUGGCAGAGUGGUUAAGCUGGUUUCAAACUUUUGAAUAAAAAAUAAAACUUGAAAGCUGAAAAUGACGAUCGUAAGUGUAGAACCUAAGGCAAAGAAGACAAAAUCAAGGAAGAGCAAGCCAGUUGCUGAUGAGAAGGCACCUUUGAUUCCCAAAACUCAUGAUGAUUCAGGGUUUGAUGAUUUCAAUGGUGCUUCAUUUUCUGGGGCAGUUUUCAACUUGUCCACCACAAUUAUUGGUGCAGGGAUCAUGGCCUUGCCUGCAACACUGAAAAAGUUGGGGUUGGUGCCUGGUCUUCUGGCUAUUAUCUUCACUGCUUUUUUGACAGAGAAGUCAAUUGGGUUCAUGCUUAGGAUUUCUAGAGCAGGGAAUAUUACUUCUUAUGGGAACCUCGUGGGGGAUUCCUUUGGAAAAUUUGGAAAAGCUCUGGUGCAGAUAUGUGUUGUAGUCAACAACAUUGGCAUGCUGAUUAUUUACACUAUUAUUAUUGGCGAUGUGAUUUCGGGAACAGCUUCUUCUAGUGGAUCUCAUCAUUCUGGUGUACUUGAAGGGUGGUUUGGAGUUCAUUGGUGGACAGGACGUACAUUUAUUCUUCUUUUCACAACAGUUGCUGUGUUUGCACCUUUAUCCUGCUUCAAGCGAAUUGAUUCGUUAAGAUACACUUCUGCAUUGUCAUUUGCCUUAGCAGUGGUGUUUCUUGUUAUUGCUGUGGGAAUCUCAAUUUUCAAGAUUGCAAUUGGAGGCAUUGGGAUGCCUAGACUCUUCCCAGUAAUUACUGAUGUAGCCUCAGUUUUUGAACUGUUCACUGUAACUCCUGUGGUUGUGACAGCCUAUCUAUGCCACUUCAAUGUAAACCCUAUAGAUAACGAACUUGAGGACUCCUCACAAAUACAUGGGAUUGUGCGUACUUCCCUUGGUCUAUGUGCUUCAGUGUACAUGCUGAUAAGCUUCUUUGGGUUCCUCCUAUUUGGUGAAGGAACUCUUGAUGAUGUGCUUGCCAAUUUUGACACUGAUCUCGGAAUUCCUUUUAGUGCUGUGCUUAAUGAUGCUGUUCGUUUUAGCUAUGCUGCACAUCUUGUUCUUGUAUUUCCAGUUGUUUUCUUCUCUGUGAGGAUCAACCUAGAUGGUCUCCUGUUUCCAUCAGCUAGGCCUUUGGUUCUGGAUAACUUCAGAUUUGUAUCAAUUACCAUUGGCCUUAUUGUUGCUGUCUUCUUGGGAGCCAAUUUCAUACCAAGCAUUUGGGAUAUUUUCCAGUUCACUGGAGCAACAGCUGCUGCAUGUUUAGCAUUCAUAUUUCCAGCCUCCAUCACCCUUAGGGAUCGGUACCAUAUUGCAACUAGAAAAGACAAGAUUCUAUCUAUCUUUAUGAUAGCCCUCGCACUCUUGGCGAAUGUUGUGGCUAUAUACAGUGAUGCCUUUUCCUUGAUCAAGAACAGUAUAACUAAACGUGAUUGAUUUCUUGAAACUUUCUCUAGAAGUCCACAGUUUCAGAUAUGUUCAUGGUUUCACAUGAAGGAGUGGCAGGGCUUUUGAGAGUGUCUGAUUGAUGGGUUGAUUGUGAAAUAAAUAAAGAAGCUACCCUGUGUACAGUUGUUCUUCAAAAUUGUGUGAAGGCCUUCAACAUGUUCAGACUCUUCAGAGCCUCCUUUGUGAUGUUGUGCACUUUGCUUUUAUAGUUCUAGAGGUUCUGUUUUGUUUUUUUGUUUUUUGUAUUUUUUUUUAUAUUUAAAAAAAAAAACUGAAUGAUGCUUUUGAAAAUGUUUGUUAAUAGUUUGUAAUUGUAUUGUACAUUUGCUUGCCUAGAAAUACAACAUUUUGGGCUCUUCAUGGUAUCGCCCUAGUCCGAUUAAA
Molecule: messenger RNA, 2262 nt
Organism: Cajanus cajan (pigeon pea)
Lineage: Eukaryota; Viridiplantae; Streptophyta; Magnoliopsida; Fabales; Fabaceae
Source: RefSeq, a predicted model, not a curated record